Messenger RNA from Orcinus orca (killer whale), 1866 nucleotides. RefSeq names its product family with sequence similarity 220 member A (gene FAM220A). Gene Ontology annotation, cellular component: nucleus. The record is from RefSeq and is a predicted model, not a curated record. NCBI's taxonomy places the organism in Eukaryota, Metazoa, Chordata, Mammalia, Artiodactyla, Delphinidae. Gene Ontology annotation, molecular function: STAT family protein binding. Gene Ontology annotation, biological process: protein dephosphorylation; negative regulation of transcription by RNA polymerase II.
AUGGCAGCAGCUCUGUGGGGCUGUCUGGCUCUUACACUCGGCCACCACCGGCUCCUACAGGGUCUUCUGCAAGGGUCUGACCCAAAUACUGCUCGUCUUAGACCUGGCCUGGUGGCUGCGCAUCAACUUCCCCUACGUCUUCAUCAUAGCUUCCAUGACGCUCAAAGUCCACAUGCAGAAGAAAUUCAGCUUCAGCAGCUGUUCAGAGGAAGACUUGAUCUGUUCUUUGCUCCUGCAAAAGAGUGUUUUGCUGGGGUGUCCUGUGGCACUGGAGAAGCUCAGGUGAGGCACUGGCUGGGAGGAGGGCCCACUGCCACUGAGAGCCACAGAGGACAGAGCCACAAAGGAGAGCCUGGGGAGUCAGGACUACCAUCCUCUCAAAAAUGGUCAGAAAUGGGGAUUUGUGAGGAUGAACCACCAAGUGCUUUUCUGGAGAGGCUAGACUCUGAGUUGGAACUGUCUUGCCUGCAUUCCAUCCUGUCUACACUGCCAGCACAUCCCCAAAUAUUCUUGAAUGAUGAGACAAAAUGUGUUUUCCCUGGCCAUUCAAAGCUCAUGUUUUCAGAGCAAACAGUAGAAUACAAGAAAAUGCUUUCAUGUGAAAAAAGUACCUCAAAUGAUCUGCAGAUAACACCGGCAUUACUGGCUCUACAAGCUUUUGAAUUUGCAAAUCUGUUACGUCAUAAUUAAGGUACAAGCAGAACAAUAAAAAUAGAUUAAUUUUAAAAGUCCUAAAUGAUUUCUUUUGCAUUAAGUCUGGAUGCAAACCAUGCAGCCAUGAAGCUCCUGCUUUGGUUUGUAUGACCAGAUAGACUUAAAGUAAGUGGAAUUCAAAUUCAUGGAAAGCUGGUUGAUAUGGAAGGAAAUUUUUGACUUUUAAAUUGUGCUUGAAAGACAUUCAGGAUUGGGAAACCAUUUCAAGGAGAAUAUUGAUAUAUCCUACAUAAAUAUCAGAUUAGACCCUAAAGAUUUAACAUGAAGCAUUUAAUAUGCCUUCAACACCCAUUCUAAAGGGCUACGGUCCCAGAUACUGUCUCUGACCAUCUAAUGGAAGUAGAUAUUUGUAAAAUCAACCCCUCUGUACUUGCUCUGAGCCAGGCUGAGUUGAUGGUAAGCUGUUACCAUUUCUGCAUUUUUUUUUUUUUUUGCAGUACGUGGGCCUCUCACUGUUGUGGCCUCUCCCAUUGCAGAGCACAGGCUCCGGACGCACAGGCUCAGCAGCCAUGGCUCACGGGCCCAGCCGCUCCGUGGCAUGUGGGAUCUUCCCGGACCGGGGCACGAACCCGUGUCCCCUGCAUCGGCAGGUGGACUCUCAACCACUGCGCCACCAGGGAAGCCCCAUUUCUACAUUUUGUAGAAUAAUUUUGGUCAACAAAAUUUGAUUUCUCUUCUCACAUGCCUUUCCUUCCACUUCAAAUGCAAUAAAUGGAGGCCCUACAGUGAAAGUUGCAACAUUAACCUUACCUUUAGAUAAACCUUUCUCUAAUUAGGAACCCUAGCAGUGUUAUUUGAAAUAAAAAGGAGCUUGAGGCUAUCUGUCGUUGCUCAGUUAUAGAGAGGCAAAUCAAGUAUUUCCCUUAUAGAAGGUUUCCAGUUUAUAGGAGUCAAGGUAUCUCUUACACUUAGAUUUUUCUGGGUUAACUCCUUUUGUUGUGUGUUGAUAACUUUGAUAAAAGGCACUUAAGAGUGUAAGUUUUUAAGGAGUCCCAAAGUAAGACUUAACCAAUUUCAGAAUUAUUUGACUGCAUAUAUUAGUUUAUAUUGUGUGCUAAAUUACUAUGCCGUGUGCUAUUUUAGUGUUUUGGGAAAAUGAAAAAUAAAGCCCAUUCUUUGGCAUAAUAAAUGUCUCAUUUUAUGUGUGUAAAA